This is a messenger RNA of Propithecus coquereli (Coquerel's sifaka), 1718 nucleotides long. It is a transcript of the gene GDF10, whose product is annotated as growth differentiation factor 10. The record is from RefSeq and is a predicted model, not a curated record. Bases 288 to 1718 code for a protein of 476 amino acids. Gene Ontology annotation, cellular component: extracellular region. The transcript is spliced from 3 exons. Gene Ontology annotation, biological process: SMAD protein signal transduction; BMP signaling pathway; osteoblast differentiation. NCBI's taxonomy places the organism in Eukaryota, Metazoa, Chordata, Mammalia, Primates, Indriidae. Gene Ontology annotation, molecular function: cytokine activity; growth factor activity.
CCGAGGCAGCGCGUCGGCUCGGGCUCGGCUCGGCUCUGCGCGGCUCCGGACGGCCGCGACCGCUGGCCCGGGGCUCCGGCGGCCCGGACUGCCCGACCGACCGCGCGCCCGCCGCCCGCCCCGCUGCGCCCCUCGCCCCGCACGGAGCCCGGUACCCAGCGCCCCGCGCCCCAGCUCCCCGGGCUCCCCGCGCGCUCUCCCGCCGCGGGGUCGGCCCGCAGCCUCCGGUGCGCCCGCGCUCUCCCUCCUCCUCCCGGGCUCCUGCCCUUCGCCGCCCUCGCCCCGCCAUGGCUCGUGGCCCCGCUCGGACCAGCCCGGCACCGGGGCCUCCACUGCUGCUGCUGCCGCUGCUUCUGCUGCUGCUCCGGGACGCGGGUGGCAGCCACACAGCCCCUGCCUGGUCCGCACAGUCCGCGGCCGCCGACGGCCUCCCGGGGGACAAGCACCCCCCGAGAGCCCUGGGGGACGCGGCCGCCACGCUGGGCCCUGGCGCCCAGGACAUGGUCGCUGUCCACAUGCUCAGGCUCUAUGAGAAGUACAGCCGGCGGGGCGCGCGGCCGGGAGGGGGCAACACGGUCCGCAGCUUCCGGGCCCGGCUGGUGGUCGACCAGAAGGCCGUGUAUUUCUUCAACCUGACGUCCAUGCAGGACUCGGAAAUGAUCCUCACCGCCACCUUCCACUUCUACUCGGAGCCGCCGAGGUGGCCCCGAGCGCGGGAAGGGCCGUGCAAGCCGCGGGCCAAGAACGCUUCGUGCCGCCCGCCGCCCCCCGGGCCGCCGGCUCGCCAGCACCUGCUCUUCCGCAGCCUGUCGCAGAACACGGCCACGCAGGGGCUGCUCCGCGGGGCCAUGGCCCUGGCGCCGCCGCCGCGCGCCCUGUGGCAGGCCAAGGACAUCUCCCCCAUCGUCAAGGCGGCGCGCCGGGACGGCGAGCUGCUCCUCUCCGCCCAGCUGGACUCCGGGGAGAAGGACCCGGGGGUGCCCAGAUCCGGCCCCCACGCGCCCUACAUCCUCGUCUACGCCAACGACCUGGCCAUCGCGGAGCCCAACAGCGUGGCGGUGACGCUGCAGAGAUACGACCCCUUCCCGGCUGGAGAGCCCGAGCCGCGCGCAGCCCCCAACAGCUCGGCAGACCCCCGCGUGCGCCGGGCCGCGCAGGCCGCCGGGCCGCUCCAGGACAACGAGCUGCCGGGGCUGGACGAGAGGCCGGCGCGCGCGCCCCACGCGCAGCACUACCACAAGCACGAGCUGUGGCCCAGCCCCUUCCGGGCCCUGAAGCCCCGGCCCGGCCGUAAGGACCGCAGGAGGAAGGGCCAGGACGUGUUCGUGGCCUCCUCGCAGGUGCUGCGCUUCGACGAGAAGACGAUGCAGAAAGCCAGGAGGAAGCAGUGGGACGAGCCGAGGGUGUGCUCCCGCAGGUACCUGAAGGUGGACUUCGCGGACAUCGGCUGGAACGAGUGGAUCAUCUCGCCCAAAUCCUUCGACGCCUACUACUGCGCGGGCGCCUGCGAGUUCCCCAUGCCCAAGGUUGUCCGCCCAUCCAACCAUGCCACCAUCCAGAGUAUUGUCAGGGCUGUGGGCAUCGUCCCUGGAAUCCCAGAGCCUUGCUGUGUCCCUGACAAGAUGAACUCCCUAGGGGUCCUUUUCCUGGAUGAGAACCGGAACGUGGUUCUGAAGGUGUACCCCAACAUGUCCGUGGAGACCUGUGCCUGCCGGUAA